AUGGAGUGUGCAGCAGCUCCUGGCCCCAAACGUGGGGCUUCCCUUCAAGCUGUGGAGAAUAUUGUUCCAGGAGCUGGGGACUGGCUGCCAGGAGUCGCUGGAAACCCAACCUGGCCCACCAGCCUGGAGACAGGACUUCCAUUAGACCUGGAGCUAAGUGAGGAGCAACAGCUGCAGAUCUCCAAGGAGCUAGUUGACCUUCAGAUCGCAACCCACUGCCUGCACGAGCAGCACGAGGCUGAAGUCUUUGAGCUAAAGAGGGAGGUCUUUCAGCUGGAGAGCCGGGUGCUGAAGCUGGAGUUGCAUGGAGAUGAUGCCAGCCAGGAAAACAGAAUCCAAGCAAAGACCCACCAGGGGUACCGCAGGGCACCAGUACAAAAGUACAGUGGAGAAGCCCAGGGACCUGAAUAUGCUGACCACAGCAGACUCCAGGUGCAGCGCAGGGACGCACUGUCCCCCGAGCCCGAGCAACUGAAGCCGGGGAGCAAUUUGCCGGGAGGCCAGCAGCAGCUGCAGAGAGAAAUGAAGUGGGUACAGGAGCAUCAUGGGGCCAGGCAGCAGGCACUGGAAACACGAAUAGCAGCCCUUGGCCAGCAGCUGCAGGGAGCCCAAGAGGAAGCCAGAGCAGCUAGGCAGCAACUGGCUGUACAAACUAUGGUACUUUCCACCUGCCAGGGCCAGCUGCGCCAGGCCGAGGCAGAAAAUGCUCAGCUGCAGCUGCAACUGAAGAGGCUCAGUGAGGAGUGUGCCAUGCGGCUGCGGCGCCGUGCUCAGGAGAUGGUGGAAUCCACUGGUGGCACAAGUCAGGCAGCUCUUCGGAAAUUCCUGGAGACCACUGUGCAGGACAUCCGAGCAGCACACCACAGCCGAGAGCAGCAGUUGGCCCAGGCUGCCCGGGCCUACCGCAAGCGCCUAGCAGAUCUGAGCCAGAGGCAGGAACUGCUGCUGUCUACCUGCAGGGCCCUGGACAGUGCAUCGUGGACACAGAUCCAGCAGAAACUCCAAGAUUUCUCCCACAGCACCCAGGCAGAGCUGGAACGAGAGCGUGCACAGCUGCUGAUCCGGGCCACCAUGGCUGAACAGCAGGUUUCUGAACUGCAGGACUAUGUCAACCAGCACCUGGGCAGGUACAAGCAGGAAAUCCUGAAGCUGAGGAAGGUGGUGGGUGCAGAAAACCUCUGCAAAGUGGAGGCCAUGCCUCCCACAAAGCCCCAGUGCCCAAGAACCUGCAGCCGCUAGCAGAUGUUCCAGCCAAUGGAGAGC
Messenger RNA from Jaculus jaculus (lesser Egyptian jerboa), 1263 nucleotides. It is a transcript of the gene Ccdc78, whose product is annotated as coiled-coil domain containing 78. Lineage: Eukaryota; Metazoa; Chordata; Mammalia; Rodentia; Dipodidae. Gene Ontology annotation, cellular component: cytoplasm. The transcript is spliced from 12 exons. The record is from RefSeq and is a predicted model, not a curated record. The coding region runs from base 1 to 1239 and encodes 412 amino acids.